AUGCGAAAGGAAACCCUGACGCACUCGCACACGUUUGGCGGCCACGCCGGCGAGCGCCCGCUCACGCGGCAGGACCUCAAACACGCGACGCGCAUCGUCGUCAAGAUGGGCACGAGCGUCGUGUCCACGAACGGCGAGCCCGCGCUCGGCCGCAUCGCUUCCGUCGUCGAGCAAGUGUGCGUGCUCAAGCGCCAAGGCAAAGAAGUGCUGCUCGUCACGAGCGGCGCCGUCGGUAUCGGCCGCAAGCGGCUGAACAAGCAGAUCCUGCUCUCGGCCUCGCUGCGCACCCACGUCCAGGGCAACCAGCAGAUGCUCGCGCUCGAGAAGAAACAAGGCGCGAUGGCUGCAGCCGGUCAGAUCGGACUCAUGUCGCUCUACGAGACGCUCUUCUCGCUCUACGACGUCGCGUGCUCGCAGGUGCUCGUCACGGCCUCGGACUUUAAGACGGCGCAGAACCGCGCCAACAUGCGCGACACGAUGCUCAAUCUGCUCGAGCUGGACGUCGUCCCGAUCGUGAACGAGAACGACGCCGUGAGCGCGUCGCCCGACGGGACCGUCUUUACCGACAACGACUCGCUCGCGGCGUUAGUAGGCGGUGAGAUUGACGCGGACUUGCUCUUGCUGUUGACAGACGUGGACGGACUGUUUACAAAGCCGCCGAGUGAACCCGGUGCGCGCGUGAUUUCCGUGUUCCGACCGGAACAUGUGAACUUUUGUAUCGGGGACAAGUCGAGUGUCGGACGAGGCGGCAUGGGCGCCAAAAUCCAAGCAGCACAGAAGGCGAUUGCGCAAGGCGUGAACGCAGUGGUGAUUGCUAGCGGCUUCCGCUACGGCGUCGUGGGGUCAAUCAUGAAAGGCGCGAGUCUCGGCACGCUGUUUGUGGCGAAUCCAGGCGUCGCGUCGCCAGAGUCCAUGUCGGCUGAAGAGAUGGCGAAUGCAGCGCGGGAAGGCUGCCAUCAGCUGCAGGCGCUGUCGUCGGCUGAGCGCGCGGACAUUUUGUUUCGUAUCGCGCAUGAGCUGGAGCACAAUACGACUGUGAUCUUGCAGGCGAACCGAAAAGAUUUGGUUGCAGCACAGAAAGCGGCGACGGAUGAAGGGCUCGUGGCGCGGUUGAAGCUCUCGGAGGAGAAACUAAAGAUUCUGGCGGAUGGGAUCCGCAGCAUCGCGGAAGCAGACGAGCCCAUUGGACGGAUGCUGAAACGCACCGAGCUGGCGUCUGGACUCGUCUUGCAUCAGGAGACUGCGUCGAUUGGCGUGCUGCUUGUCAUUUUUGAGAGCCGCCCCGACUCGCUACCGCAGAUCGCUGCCCUUGCUUUGCGCAGUGGCAAUGGUCUGUUGCUAAAAGGUGGAAAGGAAGCUCGCCACAGCAACGCUGUUCUACACCGGAUCAUUGUGAACGCCGUGGAGGAGACCACGCACGGCAAAGUGAAGAAAGACGUCGUCGGACUCGUCACUUCGCGCGAGGAAAUCGCUGACCUUUUGUGUCUGGACGAUGUGAUCGACUUGUGUAUCCCACGCGGCUCAGGGUCCAUGGUGAGUCACAUCAAGAAAAACACGCGCAUUCCUGUCCUUGGCCACGCCGAGGGCGUUUGCCAUAUGUAUAUCCACGGUGCGGCCGACGUGAAGAAGGCGGUUGAUCUCGCUAUCGAUGCCAAGGCGGACUACCCUGCUGCCUGCAAUGCCCUCGAGACGCUCCUGGUUGAUGAAGCGCUCGUAACUAGUGGACACGUGAAGAACAUUAUGGAAAAGAUGGAGGAAGCUGAGAUCAACCUGCACAUUGCGCCUAACGCAGCCAAACUGGGUGUUGCCACCGUGAAGUCACGUCCAACCCAUUCGCUCUCUACGGAGUAUGGUACAAAGGACAUUACUAUCGAAGUUGUCAACGGCAUCGACGCUGCUAUUUCGCACAUCAACUUGCACAACAGUGGCCACACUGAGUGCAUUGUGACAGAAGAUGCUGCUGCUGCAAGGCAGUUCCUGCAGCUGAUCGACAGUGCGUGCGUCUUCCAUAACGCCAGCACUCGCUUUGCUGACGGCUACCGGUUCGGAUUGGGAGCCGAGGUCGGCAUCAGCACGGGUCGCAUUCACGCUCGUGGUCCUGUCGGCGUGGAAGGUUUGUUGACGACAAAGUGGAAACUUGUAUCAGAAAGCGGUCACACUGUCUCGCAAUUCUCGGGUGCUAAGAACGACCGUCCGCUAAAGUUCACGCACAAAAAGCUGGAGCUGGUCCAGCAGGAAGCUGGUGUUGCUCGCCCACGGAGUAGCCGCUUAUAA
Molecule: messenger RNA, 2274 nt
Organism: Peronospora matthiolae
Lineage: Eukaryota; Oomycota; Peronosporomycetes; Peronosporales; Peronosporaceae
Source: the annotation of a GenBank genome assembly